CAACAACAACAACAACCUAUUGAUGUUAAUACAGUGCUAACUAAUAGCUCCGGUAUCCGAUACCGUAAGAGGACAGUCAUGUGUUUUUCAUGUAUAACAUUGAUAGCCGGCCUAAUUGUGAUUAGUCUAGCCAUGAAUUAUAUUAAUUAUAUGCAUUAUGAUAGAGAUAUUGCCACACAAUGGGAACUGGGUGUCAACAUACCGGCACUGGCCGUACAGUUUGUCGGUUUAGUUGGCGCCCGACGCGAAAACCAGUCGGCCAUCUGGUGGUACAGCCUACUGAUGGGACUGUUUGCCGGCCUGAGUAUCGGUACUGGACUGUUGUCCGAUUUUAUAGCCAACUGGUUGCUGACUGGCCUGUACUCUAUGUGCAGUUGUCUGGCCCUGACGUUUGCCUACGAGUUGCGUCGGCUGCGUCUGAAUGCAGCCAUUGCCCAGUUAUGGCAAACCACCGGUGCUAGCGGUGGUGCCGGUAUAUCAGUUAGCGGUGGACAGCCGCCGGCUACACAGUUUGGCGGUGGCGGCAGCAAUCACGGGGGUGUCAUCCAAAUGAUUAGUCCGGCAUCGAUGAUACAGCCGUCGACAGUCUAUCAGCCAACCGGAGCCACUGGUGGUCCUGCUGUUGGUGGUGGUGAUGGUGGUGGUAGCGGUCAAGUUUACCCGUUAAAUCCCGGUGCCAGUGGUAAUGGCUAUUGGCAGUAUGUCGAGCAUCCGCCCAGUUAUCAACAAUCGGUGACUACUACUACUGAUAGACAACAAUACAAACUACAUCCUCAACCACAACAACAAUACUAA
Messenger RNA from Oppia nitens, 795 nucleotides. RefSeq lists its product as uncharacterized. The transcript is spliced from 2 exons. The record is from RefSeq and is a predicted model, not a curated record. Bases 79 to 795 code for a protein of 238 amino acids. NCBI's taxonomy places the organism in Eukaryota, Metazoa, Arthropoda, Arachnida, Sarcoptiformes, Oppiidae.